Rotaria socialis is the source of this 486-nucleotide messenger RNA. Lineage: Eukaryota; Metazoa; Rotifera; Eurotatoria; Philodinida; Philodinidae. The record is from the annotation of a GenBank genome assembly.
AUGUCUUCAAAUAAUGAAUCACAAUCAUUCUUAAUUGGUCAACGAAAACGCAUUGCAUUAGUUGCACAUGAUAAUAAAAAAGCUGAACUAAUUGAAUGGGUUAACCGAAAUCGAGAUCAACUACUUAAACAUGAACUUCAUGCAACUGGUACAACAGGAUCCUUAAUUGAAGCAGCAUUAGGCAUUCCAGUAAUCAGAUAUAAAUCAGGUCCAUUAGGCGGUGAUCAACAACUUGGAGCUAGAAUAGCUGAUCAAUUUAUUGAUGUACUUAUUUUUCUUGCUGACCCACUUGAAGCGCAACCGCACGACUCUGAUGUUCGAGCAUUAACACGUCUAGCAAGUGUUUGGAAUAUUCCAAUGGCGUGCAAUUUAUCAACAGCUGAUUUCAUUCUUACAUCUCCAUAUAUGACUAGUACAUACGAACGUAUAGUGCCGACUUUUGAACGUUACUUAAAACGCGAUAUCAAAAUUCAUCCAAAUCCUUAA